AGGACGCUUGCAAGUCCACCCUGGCCACCACAUUAGCUCGAACUAGCGCCAAAAUAUCUGCUCUCAUAUAACAAUAUUUAUUCAAACAGCAAUGGUUGUAAGCUGCUGGGAUACUAAACGUUAACGUAACUGUCGCGAGGUUCUAACAUGCACGCAAAAGAACACCACGAGUACAUUUUCGUGCUUGGAAUUUGUAGCCUACAUGCUAGCUAGUGUUGUUAAGUGAUAUUAACUAAUGUUAACUGUAAUCUCAUGACGUGGAAUAACUAGUCCUAAAUGCGAAAGAAGCUGACUUCAUGGCUGACGGUUGGAGUACAGAUAACGGAGAGGCGGUUUACCGUUCUCGAGAUGCUAUCAAAAACCUCAAGAUAAGGGUGAAGAUACAGCGUGUGACGUCUACAGCAGCCCUCUCUCAGCACCUGCAGAAUCAGGUGUUAACGCAGCAGGACAGAGGAGUCAUAGAGCUGGACACAUUCAACUCUCAGUUCAAAUCAGGUCCUGAUGAUGAAGAGGAGUUGGUUGUUGGCUGGCAGGAGAAGCUCUUUAGCCAGUAUGAGGAGGAGUUGUACCAGUUGGACACUGCGUGCCAGACGCCACUGGAGAAGCAGUAUCACGUCGAGAUCCUGGCUCUGCAGCGCGGGAAAGGACGAAGAAACCGACGCAUCUUCACAUACACAGACUUCGACCGUUUCACAAGCAAUGACCAGCACAACCUGAAUCCACUCACACAGACAGAUAUUGCCCCAACGUUUCUGGCAGAACGGAUGGCCAACAUCAGACACCGCAAGCCAGAGAGACGAACUUUGGAUGCCAGUGUGGCUAAGGCUCGAGUGGUCACCUGGGAGCCCACGGAGGAGUUUGUGAAGAGCAGCCACAUCAUCAACACCACCGUCCAGACCAUGCACAUCAUGGCCAACCUGGGGCCCAGUGCACAGUUGGGAGACCAGCAGCAUGAGUAUGUGCUGUGUACCAUCAGAGUGGACAGUAACGGAGUCAUCACCAUCAAACCAGACUUCAACAACAGCAAAGGCACUUACAGGGUGGAGACGGGUGGGGAGAGAAAGGAGGUGUGGCGCCUCACUCUGGUCAACGCCUCAGCAGGCAUCAGCCUGGAGGAGAAGGACAGGGAGCACCGCAUGUAUAGAGACCUUUAUGUUCGGCACAGAGAUUACCUCAACAGUCUUGUUGGCCCUGACUUCGAAAUGCCUCCCCAUGGAGUGUUGAGACUGCUUAUAAACGGGGAGAUUGUUUCAGCUAAAGGCUACGAAUAUGACAACCUGUACAUCCACUUCAUCCUUGACCUUCCAAACAAUUGGUUUGGUCUGCCGUUCGAAAGCCUCUCAGGAGUCACACAGACGUGUCAGACACGCACCUUGGGAAAGGACAAUGUGGCGUUCUUCUCCUACCCUUUCAGCUUUGAGACCUUCUUCCAGGCCGAUGAAGAUACGGAGGAGUGCCUUCCCCAGUGGCCAGUGCUGUACUUCAAGGUUCUCUCCCUGGACUACUGGCAGCGCUAUCGGACGGAGGGCUACGGCUAUGCCGUCAUCCCAUCUAACCCAGGCUACCACAGCGUGACGUGUCAGACGUGGAGGCCCCUCCAGAACGGCACGGUGGCAGAGCUGAGACGCUUCUUCAUCGGCGGCUCUCCUGAGCUGGAGGACUACAGCUACGUGCGGAUACCAAACACAUUCAAGGGUGAGAGACUGAGUCGUUUUGGCUUUCGCACUGAGACUACAGGGAGUGUGACAUUCACUCUCAACUGCCUGCAGCAAGCCAGGGCUUUUAUUGACGCUAACUCGCUGACGAGAAGAAGGCAGGCGGUCAUGGAUCAUCUUGGGGACCACAGUCAACAGAAAUCUCUACAGCAGAUCAUGGAGCUGUUUGAGGCGGCGCGUAAACGGAUGCGAGCGGCCAGAGAGGGCUUUCUGGACAUCACCGCCAGUGGCUCCGAGUCCGCUGCCUAACCGCAUCACAGCAUCACAGCAGCAGCAUACAGUAUAUCACGAAAGUAAAUACACCCCUCAGAGUUUUUGCAGAUUUUUGAGUAUAUAUUUUCAUAGGAAAGCAUUACAGAAAUUUCACUUUGACACAAUGAUUAGUGACCAUUUAACAACUUAUUCAACCGCUUAAAUUUCUUGUUCACUCAGAAAAAAAACAAAAUACAGCCAUUAAUGUUUGAACAUGUACUCACAAAAGUGAGUACACCGCAGAUUAAAAUCCGGUAAAGAAGGGGCUGUGUUUGCUCGAAUCGUCUCAAAAUGAAACGAAAUGAAAAGGGAUGAAAAGGGAGGUCAUCAGUGUGCGUUUCAACCUUUCUUUGCAUUGAACUUUUACAUUUUGAGUCUGCAUCUGGCUUAAAUAGAUUGGUAUGAGAUUUGAAUGCAAUCCUAUGGAGAAUAUCAUGAUCUGCUUCAGUAGUCACAAUGCAUGUUGACAUGCAUGUUUCUUUUAGGUGUAUUUCAGAUUGACAAUGUUGACAGCAUUCAUGCAUCCCCUAACCAAGUCAGUCCCACUACCAUGCUUGGCUAUUGAGAGGAUACGCUUUUUUGGUAAAACUCACUUGUUUACCACCACACAUGCUUGACACCAUCUAAAGCAAAUUUGUUUAUCUUGGUCUCAAGAGAGAUGAACAGACCAAGGAUAUGGAUCACUGGAACCAUGUCGUGUGAUCUGAAGAGGUGUGUGUGUGUGUGUGUGUGUGUGUGUGUGUGUGUGUGUGUGUGUGUGUGUGUGUGUGUGUGUGUGUGUGUGUGUGUGUGUGUGUGUGUGUGCGUGCGUGCGUGCGUGCGUGCGUGCGUGCGUGCGUGCGUGCGUGCGUGCGUGCGUGCGUGCGUGCGUGCGUGCGUGCGUGCGUGCAUGCGUGUGCCCGUGUGUGGAUGUGUGUGUGUGUGUGGGGAUGUGUGUGCGUGCGUGCGUGCGUGAGAAAGAGAGAGAGAGCUCUCCUCUCACCGCUGUAAAAAAGUGAAAGACAGUCCUAUAGACUGGCGGGGCCAUAGAUUGUGCUGUCAGCACAUAUUAAGAGAUGUUGUCCUAAAGCGACCUUCUAUAUGGCCAUAUUGAUUAUGUACAUGGAUUUUUAUAUUGUAUAUUGGGCACUUCCAGAACUGUAGUUACGUAUGUAUUUUUGUGCUUUUGUAAUUAAAAAGUCCCUCUGUUUUGA
This is a messenger RNA of Engraulis encrasicolus (European anchovy), 3160 nucleotides long. RefSeq names its product MKS transition zone complex subunit 1 (gene mks1). The transcript is spliced from 18 exons. NCBI's taxonomy places the organism in Eukaryota, Metazoa, Chordata, Actinopteri, Clupeiformes, Engraulidae. Gene Ontology annotation, cellular component: MKS complex. The coding region runs from base 297 to 1964 and encodes 555 amino acids. Gene Ontology annotation, biological process: cilium assembly. The record is from RefSeq and is a predicted model, not a curated record.